Messenger RNA from Hemibagrus wyckioides, 3235 nucleotides. RefSeq names its product 5'-nucleotidase, cytosolic IAa (gene nt5c1aa). The record is from RefSeq and is a predicted model, not a curated record. Gene Ontology annotation, cellular component: cytoplasm; cytosol. Lineage: Eukaryota; Metazoa; Chordata; Actinopteri; Siluriformes; Bagridae. The coding region runs from base 227 to 1381 and encodes 384 amino acids. Gene Ontology annotation, biological process: nucleotide metabolic process; adenosine metabolic process. Gene Ontology annotation, molecular function: magnesium ion binding; 5'-nucleotidase activity; nucleotide binding. The transcript has 7 exons.
CACAAGUAGCACAUUGCAGACACUGCAUCAGAAGAGACAAGACAUAAAACACAACUAGCUGGAAGGAGCAGAGGCAGUGAAUCCACAGCAGCAGCACUUUAGGCUUCUAAUAAUAUUACCCGACUUCACUGUGCUGGAGCCACACACAACGAGUGUGUAUGUAGAGAACAGUAUUGUGUGAGAAAGGCUAAACUGGAGCAGUGGUUAAUGAGUGCAGUUGAGAAGGAUGAGUCUUGACCCUUUGCAGGUCAUGAAGGGCCAGGACCCCAUGUCCCUCAGUCCCUCGUCCGGCUCAAAUGGUGACAGCAAAGCCUCCUGGGAUGAAAAUGAAGGCUACUGUGAUAGUGUGGAUUCUACCAAAAAGCCCAAAACUGGACCAGUGAGACGAGCCAGGAAGGUGGAGGGAGGCAUUUUCUUUCCAAAACCAGAGAACGCAGUAACGAUAGCUGUGUCCUCUCGGGUGCUGUUCCGCACAGAGAAAGAGCAGAAGGUGUAUGAAGAGAAAGGAGUGGAGGAAUACCUCAAGUACCAGGUGGAACAUGAGAAUGAGCCUUUAGCCCCUGGACCAGCAUUUCCAUUUGUUAAGGCCCUGGAGGCAGUUAAUGCACAACUGCGAGAGCUGUACCCUGACAGUGAGGAGCUUUUUGACAUUGUACUGGUGACCUACAAUCAUGCCCAUGUAGGAAUACGACUAAUUAACACCAUCAACCAUCACAAUCUGUUCAUCGAGCGCUUCUGCAUGACAGGAGGCAGUAAUCCGAUUGGCUACCUGAAAGCAUGGCACACAAACCUGUACCUGUCAGCCGACCCGAAAAAGGUGCAGGAGGCACUGGCUGAAGGCAUUGCAGCGGCCACCAUGUUUAUGCCAGAGAAGCAGAUAGAUGUAUCGGAGACACAGCUGAGAGUGGCAUUUGAUGGCGAUGCUGUUCUCUUCUCUGAUGAGUCGGAACGAAUAUUCAAAGCUCAUGGCCUGGACAAGUUCUUUGAGCAUGAGAAGGAAAAUGAGAACAGGCUACUCGAUCAUGGUCCACUGAAAGGGUUCCUUGAAGCCCUCGGAAAGCUCCAGAAAAAGUUCUAUGCUAAAGGCCACAGGUUAGACUGCCCCAUUCGCACCUAUCUGGUGACUGCUCGCAGUGCUGCCAGCUCAGGCAUCCGUGCUUUAAAAACUCUUCGUGCCUGGGGACUGGAAACAGAUGAAGCCCUGUUUUUAGCUGGAGCUCCCAAAGGCCCCAUGCUGGAGAAAAUACGACCCCACAUCUACUUUGAUGAUCAGAUGUUCCAUAUCGAAGGUGCUGCAGAGAUGGGCACGUUCGCUGCACAUGUACCGUACGGAAUAGCACAGAAGUACCCUCACAAAAAGAGCACCAACUCUGACAAAUAAGAAUGGGAAUUGACAUUUGAUAUGGUUCCUGCAUGACUCUGUCUAGUGACUCAGCAGCAAGAUAUUAACUUUUUUUUACCCCAACAUUAUUUUAUAUAAAAUACAGAGCUGAGUGGUUGACUUAUGUGACCGUUCACACAAAAAGACUAGUAAUUGAAUUUGUCACUCGGUCAUAUUUGUUUUUCUUCACUGAUUUGUAAAUAACUCAGGUGGAUGUGUAUUCAUUUACUGAAAUGAAAAAUCUCUGUCAUCAAGUGUGGUGCCCUUUUAUUUUUGGGGAUUUUGUUAUAAUGGUAAUUGAGAUAUACUGUAUGCUAUGUUCAUAGUUUUCUAUCAUGGUAAGCUAUGGUAGUAAAAAAAAAUCAAUACAGAAUGUUGUUAUAUAAAACUUAAGUCAUUCUAUAUAUUAUAUAUUGUACAGUAUAUUUUAUAUAGAUUUCAUACCACAUAUUUUAUAACAGUAGUUCUGGCUACAAGAGAAAUCAGGUUCAUGCACUGAUUCUUAGAUAAUAUUGUUUCUUUAGAAACAGCUUUUGGACAGACUUGUAUGGAGGAUUCUCUACAUACACAGAUUUUAAAAAUAUGUUUGAAGAUUUAUAUGAUAUCAGUGAAGAGACACUGAUAAAUCUUUAAAAUGGAGGACAGUUUCUCGGUAACACCUGGUGCAUUCUUUGUCUUAUUAACUUAAAGGAAAUAACUUCCUUUCCACAACACUAAAUUAAUAACUAUAAAUUGAUAAUUAUACAAUGUGUCAUUUAUCAACAAAUAAAAUACUUUAGUCUUGAAGUCAGGCGGCAUAUUCUGAAAUGAUUUAUUCUUCAGGGCAGUACGUUGGCUUAGUGGUUAGCAAUGUUGCCUCACAGCAAGACGGUCCUGGGUCCGAAUCCCAGGUUCGAACAGGCAGGGGCCUUUCUGUGUGGAGUUUACAUGUUCUCCCUGUGCCUGCUCAGGUUUACUCCGGUUUCCUUCCACAGUCCAAAAACAUGUACAUUAGGUUGAUUGGUAAUUCUAAAUUGCCCAAAGGAGUGUGUGUUUGUAUGUCUAUAUGUGGCCCUGUGAUGGACUGGUGAACUGUCCCUGCCUUUUGCCCAAUGUGUACUGGGAUAGGCUCCAGCAGAUCCCUGUGACCCUAAUUAGGAAUAAAGUGGGUAUAGAAAAUGGAUGGAUUUAUUCUUCACACAUAAAAUAUUGUUUGCUGAAGUAAAGGAGGAAAAUGUAAAUUGGUGUACAGGGAAUCUUGUAUAUUUUAUGGGACAGAAAUGUACUAUAAAUUUAUAUGUUUGUUUAUGACAUUCUGUGACUUAAGGUGUCCUGUACAUGCAGGGCUUCUCUGUAAACACGGCUUCCGGCCUCUGGUGGAAAAUAUCAAAUAUGGAGUGAACUACUGCAUUACCAUUGCUAUAAAAAUUAAGCCAUAAUAUCUCGAAGUACUGAAUGUGGACUGAUUUUUGCCACACAGAUUGAGAGUAAUAAAUAACAGUAAAUAUCACUUUUUUUUAAUCACUUUUCACACAUUUUUAUGUCCUAGAACUACUUGUUUGGCUAGAAAAUGGAUUCAUUUCUCUAAACAACAUGAGUCAAUCAAAUCUGCUCUAGAAAAAAACAAAGAAAAAAAGGGAAAAAAAUUAUUAUGGGGUAAAUAUAGCAUCAACUAAAACAGUUUAAAGAGGAGAUGUGUCUUAAAUGUCAUAGCAGUAGGGCAGUUGGGGAAGAUGGGAAGCCAUUGUGGUCAUGUACAUUUAUACAAUGAACAUCUGCCAUGAUACAUAUUUUAAUAAACACAUUUUUCAAAUAUUUUUUUUGUCAUGCAUCUCCUCAGCAUCACUUUAGAUGGCAGCAUUUACAUUUAUAAAA